AGCGUUUGCAGUUUGCAGAGAGAAAAGCGCGAUGAGCUUCAAGUGGGCGGCUGCGUCAGCCGGCACGUGUCUGUCGCCGGAUGCCCUCCGCCCUACACGUAUUUUCUGGUGCCUAUGCCUCCUCACCACCGCCAUUGCUGCCGCUUCAUUUUCAAAUGAUCAGAUCGCGAUUCUCGCCUCGGACUCUGUUGCGCUCCUGGACAGUACGCAAGUGCACUUGAGAAACCUCAGUAAAUGCUCUGGAAAGAUGGACCAUGAUUCAUUGUGUAGCAUGUUCGGACUCUUGGAUGCAGACUUUCUCUCUGAUGCCAAGAUGCUGGAGAUUGAAAAGGGUGCCAGAGAGCUCAAUUUACCUAUCAUAAAAUCCAAUCGAGAACUAGCUGCUUCAGCAAAUGGAGGAUUAGAGAAUCCAUCUUCUUUGGUAUUCAGUGCUUCAUGGAGUCAUGAUCAUGCCCAAUAUGCAUCCAAACAAUUUAAUUAUCCAUCUCUACCUCGCAUUGAAAGGCCAAAGAGUGAUGAAGAUAUUGCUUUCAUGAGCAUUCUGGAGUUGGGGCAACUAAUUAAAUCCAAACAAAUCACCUCUGAAGAGCUCGCCCAGAUAUUCUUGAAUAGAUUGAAAAGGUAUGGUCCAGUUCUGGAAUCUGUUAUUACUAUAACAGAAGAACUCGCAUACGAGCAAGCAAGAAAAGCUGAUCAAUUGCUUGCACAAGGCAAAUAUCUCGGCCCACUUCAUGGGAUCCCAUACGGUUUGAAGGAUAUAAUUGCAGUGCCCCAUUACAAGACAACUUGGGGUUCAAGAACGUUUAAAAACCAAGUUCUUGAUACUGAGGCUUGGGUUUAUAAGAGGCUGAAAUCUGCCGGGGCAGUUCUUCUUGCAAAGCUUGUGACAGGGUCACUGGCAUAUGACGACAUCUGGUUUGGGGGUAGAACAAGGAACCCUUGGAAUAUUGAGGAGUAUUCCACUGGUUCAUCGGCUGGACCAGCUGCCUCCACCUCAGCUGGAAUUGUUCCCUUUGCUAUUGGUUCAGAAACGGCUGGAUCCAUCACUUACCCGGCUGCUCGAUGUGGCGUGACAGCAUUUCGUCCUACUUUUGGAACUACUGGACGAACGGGUGUUCUAAGCUUAUCAGAGAGUCUGGAUAAACUAGGACCUUUCUGUAGAAGUGCUGCAGAUUGUGCAAUUGUUUUGGAUAUAAUCCGGGGCAUGGAUCCGCAUGAUCAUUCAUCCAGGGAUAUCCCAUUUCCUGACCCUUUUUCUGUUGACAUAACAAAGCUAACCGUAGGAUACCUUGAGGAUGCAGGGAUGGAUGUUGUUGAAAAGCUUAAAUCAAAAGGUGUCAACAUGGUUCCCUUUAAGCUGAACUACACUGUUCAUUCUGCUCAAGGUAUCUUAAACUUCACAAUGGAUGUCGAUAUGUUGGCUCAUUUUGAUGAGUGGCAACGUGCUGGCCUUGAUGAUGAAUUUGAAGCUCAAGAUCAAUGGCCUGUUGAACUUCGUCGAGCCCGUGUUGUACCUGCUGUAGAUUAUGUUCAAGCACAGAGAGCAAGAGGAAAACUAAUCCAAGAAGUUAGAGAUGGUUUUAAAGUCGAUGCAUUUAUUGGAAAUGCAACGGACUGGGAACGAGUAUGUGUUGGCAAUCUUGUGGGUAUGCCUGUGAUUGUAGUGCCUACUGGAUUUAAGCCAAUAUCUGAUGCUCCUACAAAUAAUACUCGAAGAAGAACUACAAUCACCACUGGUGUUUACGCUCCACCAGAGCAUGAUCACAUUGUAAGUUUCUUCAUGAUCACAUUGCUUUGGCACUGGCAAUGGCUUAUCAGGAAGUGACGGACCAUCACAAGCAGCGGCCACCUAUAGACGAACUGGGGCCGGACGAUUCAAUUCCUAACCCCCCUACAAAGACUGUACCUCCUAGACAGCUACGUAGUUGAGGGAUUGGAAAAGUAAAAUAUUCAGGUAUUUCAUCCUUGUGUCUUUUUGUAAGGGCUGUUGAAAAGGAUAUCAGUGUGCAAAUGUAGUGGUGCAUGAGAAAGAAAUGUAUGAAUAGAACUUACUAGAUACAGAAUCUGUGGUUAUGUUGGUUUACAAGGUUGGGUUUAUAUAAGCAGUGGCUUUAUAUUUUGGUUGAAUA
This is a messenger RNA of Salvia splendens (bonfire salvia), 2129 nucleotides long. RefSeq names its product Amidase family protein. Bases 32 to 1825 code for a protein of 597 amino acids. The transcript has 12 exons. The record is from RefSeq and is a predicted model, not a curated record. Lineage: Eukaryota; Viridiplantae; Streptophyta; Magnoliopsida; Lamiales; Lamiaceae. Gene Ontology annotation, molecular function: glutaminyl-tRNA synthase (glutamine-hydrolyzing) activity.